UGGAGGAGCGCUCGGAAUUUAAAUGCCACAGCAAGGGUGAUCCAUCACUAGGAAGGAACAGGGCAACUUUGGCAGGCGAAGCAGCCAUUGGCUGCCGCCCUCACGUGGCCGCUGUCUCACUGUACAUUCAUAUCAUUUUUCUGCUGGCCCCCAUGGAGGAAGUGAGAAAGUUGGCACGGUCACCCAGGACUCCGAAGAGCCGGUCAAUCGGUGAUAGAUGGACACGGCGAGGAUGAAUUCCUUCCUCGAUUAUCCGCCCAUCCUCAACGGCGAGUCAGCCACUUGCUCGCCCCGUGCCUACCACCACCACCACCACCAUCAUCACCACCACCCCGACCAUGGGAUUACAACCACGUUCCAAUCCUGCGCGGUCAGUGCCAACAACUGCAACGGCGACGAUCGCUUCCUUGUGGGCAGGGGGGUCCAGAUAAGCCCCCAUCACCACCACCAGACUGGUGCCUACCAGCACCACCCCAAUCUGGGGAUGUCCUACGCCCACCCCAGCUGUGGGCCAACCUAUGGCGGGCAGAGCUUCGGUGCGGGGGGCUACAGCCACUACCCCCUCGGUCAAGAGGCAGAGAUUAAUGGGGGCUACCCCCAGUGCGCUUCCGCUGUCUACUCUGGAAACCUCUCCUCCUCCAUGGUCCAGCAUCCCCAGACUUAUGGGGGCACAGUGGGCUCUGCUCAGUAUAUCCACCCUUCUUAUGGGGAAGAGCAACAGAACUUAACCCUAACCAAUUACAGCCACACCCUGUCUCCUCUACGGUCAAGCCACCAGGAAGGCUGCGGUUCGCCUCCUUCGGAGACCUCUUCUCCAGCCCAGACUUUCGACUGGAUGAAAGUGAAGAGGAACCCUCCCAAAACAGGGAAAGCUGGCGAAUACGGGUACGUCGGCCAACCUAAUACGGUUCGGACCAACUUCACCACCAAACAGCUGACGGAGCUGGAGAAAGAAUUCCACUUCAACAAGUACCUCACCAGGGCCCGCAGGGUGGAGAUCGCCGCUUCGCUGCAGCUGAACGAGACCCAGGUCAAGAUCUGGUUCCAGAAUCGCAGGAUGAAGCAGAAGAAGAGAGAGAAAGAGGGAUUGCUCCCCAUUUCUCCGGCCACCCCCACUGGAAGUGAAGAAAAGGCAGAGGAGUCCUCAGAAAAAUCCAGCCCAUCCCCCUGUACCCCUUCGCCAGCCUCCUCUACCUCAGACACUCAUACUACCUCGAAUUGAACGGCAGGCUGCUGUCACUCUUUCCUUCCUAGCCCCCUCUAAGGCACCAUCUAAACCUAACUUUCUUGUGUUGGAACCGCCUUUUAAAAAACUUCUCCGAUCCCCAACCUAACCCACACCCCCAGGUAGUCCAUUUUCCGACUCACAGGCAGUUGACGGAGAGAAAAACUCACACCCUCAUCCUAAACCCUUGCACCUGGAGGCAAGUCUCCUUGAUUUCAAGGCGACUUUCGUCCUAAACCAACAACAUUUAGGCUGAGAUCCUAGACCACUUACACCCGGAAGUAAGACCUCUUGAAUUCAACACGUCUGGAUAGGUAGGCCAUAGGAUCGCGCUGUUAGUCAGCCCUAAAUCCCGCGAAAAGGAAUGGGACGAGACUUUGUGACUAAUUUGAACUCAAUUGAUUUCAAUGGGAAUUGGCCAACUUUGGCUGUGUUGUGCCCCAGGAGCUUCUGUUAUCAGACUGAGGAUGUCUUGUAUUCAUCCUCACACAUUCUUCCUUCCCCAAUUCUAAGGACAAGGGUUUCUCCGUUUCAUCUCUAGACUAUUUUGUGGGAACAAUCAUAAGCAUUUGCUUGACCAGAAUCAAGUUGCCAAGGACCUUUCUAUUGGUUUCUGCUCCAACCAAAGAUGUAGAAGACACACCCAAAUUCAUGAAGAGAUGCACUAUUGAAAGCGUUUACACAAGUUCGAAAACUUCCAUCCUUUAAUUUAAUGUCUGUUUUCUUGUGUGUAUAAGCUUGUUAGUUGUAAAUACUUUGUCCAAGAGAUUUAUCUUUUUACGGAUUUUCUAGAAAUGUUUAGAUAGAUUAUGAGCUUAAACAGGGUGGUUACAUUCUCAACACUGGAUUCGAUUUUAUAGUGAAAAGUGAGGAUGUCACGAACGAAAACUUGUUCAACUCAAUCAGAUACCUCAAAAAUCAUAGACUAAUACUUUUUAUUUGAACGAGCUAGAAAAAAAAGUCGAAAUUGCACUAGGUUUUUUGAAAUAAACCUUGCUUAUUAGUGUUUAUUCCACACACCCCUUGCCCUUUUAAUCCUUCCCUUCCGGAAAUCUGUGCUGGGUUAUCCUCAAACCCCAAUAUUAUCAUUUUUUUAAAAGGGAGGAGAAGAUCACACCUCUUCCCUAUUUUUUCCGGAGGAACCUUUCCUUAGACCUGAAGUCUUUUCAACCAAAUUCCUGAAUGCGAUGAAUGGCCAAACGAAUGUAUAUUUUAUGUGAUUCGUGUAUGGGACUUUGCAUGACGCACAACCGCUUUGAUGUACUAAGUUAAAUUAACACUGAGUUCUAUCAGUCGUCAUUUGUGAUCGAGGACUUUUUUAUCUUUUCUGUACAAUCAUUCGAGGUUCUGAGAUUCUGUGUGAGGGGGGGAAAGGAUGGAAUCCAGAGCAGAAAUUUACGGGUCUU
This is a messenger RNA of Rhineura floridana, 2631 nucleotides long. It is a transcript of the gene HOXA1, whose product is annotated as homeobox A1. Bases 218 to 1222 code for a protein of 334 amino acids. Gene Ontology annotation, cellular component: nucleus. The record is from RefSeq and is a predicted model, not a curated record. Gene Ontology annotation, molecular function: DNA-binding transcription factor activity, RNA polymerase II-specific; RNA polymerase II cis-regulatory region sequence-specific DNA binding. Lineage: Eukaryota; Metazoa; Chordata; Lepidosauria; Squamata; Rhineuridae. Gene Ontology annotation, biological process: regulation of transcription by RNA polymerase II. The transcript has 2 exons.